AGGAGGGGGCGUGGCCUCCUCCAGCGCGCGGCAUAUAAAUGGCGGUUCUUCCCGGUUCUUCCCAGCUCCCACUUGUUCUUCAUCAGGAGACAGACUGAGGCUCCUUCACUCUAAAACGUGAGGACUAUACUACAUCAGACAACAUGGUGAAGAUUGGAAUCAAUGGAUUCGGACGUAUCGGUCGCCUGGUGACUCGAGCCGCUGCCACUAGCGGCAAAGUGGAGGUGGUGGCGAUCAACGACCCCUUCAUUAACCUGGACUACAUGGUCUACAUGUUCAAGUACGACUCCACUCACGGCCCCUGGAAGCACGGGCAGGUGAAGGCCGAAGGCGGAAAGCUGGUCAUCGGAAAGAUGAGGAUCUCGGUUUUCCACGAGAGGGACCCGGCCAACAUCAAAUGGGGCGAGUCGGGCGUCGACUACGUCGUGGAGUCGACUGGCGUGUUCACCACCAUCGAGAAGGCGUCUUCUCACCUGAGAGGCGGAGCUAAGAGGGUGGUGAUCUCCGCCCCCAGCGCCGACGCUCCCAUGUUCGUCAUGGGCGUCAACCACGACAAGUACAACAACUCCAUGAAGGUUGUGAGCAACGCUUCCUGCACAACCAACUGCCUGGCUCCCCUCGCCAAGGUCAUCAACGACAACUUCGGCAUCGUCGAGGGUCUCAUGAGCACCGUGCACUCGGUCACCGCCACCCAGAAGACCGUGGACGGCCCCUCUGGUAAGAUGUGGCGCGAUGGACGCGGCGCCUCCCAGAACAUCAUCCCCGCCUCCACCGGCGCCGCCAAGGCCGUCGCCAAGGUCGUCCCCGAGCUGAACGGUAAACUGACCGGCAUGGCUUUCCGUGUCCCCACCCCCAACGUGUCCGUCGUUGACCUGACCGUCCGUCUGCAGAAGCCUGCCAAGUACGACGACAUCAAGAAGGUCAUCAAGGCCGCCUCCGAGGGACCCAUGAGGGGAAUUCUGGGAUACACCGAGGACCAGGUCGUGUCCACAGACUUCAACGGAGACACUCACUCCUCCAUCUUUGACGCCGGCGCCGGCAUCGCCCUCAACGACAACUUUGUCAAACUGGUUUCAUGGUACGACAAUGAGUUCGGCUACAGCAACCGUGUGUGCGACCUGGUCCAGCACAUGUUCACCAAGGAGUAAAGAGCCGCGACCUCCAGCUCAUGAUUCCCUUCACCUUCAGCUGGAUGCUGCACCGUCCACCCCGGGAGCAAACUACUUCUACAGACGUAUAUAAAAAUAUAAUUUUUAUAUGAUGAAGUCACCGCUGUUCUGUUCAGCAGUGGGAGGUUGUACAGUUAUUUUCCAUCACUGAGCUGUAUUAUACUGACUGCUCUCCAAACUGUGGCUGAUUUGCACUUGACAUGACAAUAAAAAUCCACAGUUUGUGGGAAAACGUGCAAUUUUUAUGACAUCUAUUGCACUUACUAUACAAAAA
Mugil cephalus (flathead mullet) is the source of this 1443-nucleotide messenger RNA. Its product is annotated as glyceraldehyde-3-phosphate dehydrogenase-like. Gene Ontology annotation, molecular function: NAD binding; NADP binding; oxidoreductase activity, acting on the aldehyde or oxo group of donors, NAD or NADP as acceptor. The record is from RefSeq and is a predicted model, not a curated record. NCBI's taxonomy places the organism in Eukaryota, Metazoa, Chordata, Actinopteri, Mugiliformes, Mugilidae. The coding region runs from base 144 to 1148 and encodes 334 amino acids. Gene Ontology annotation, biological process: glucose metabolic process. The transcript is spliced from 12 exons.